UCGCAGCAGGUUAGGAUAAUUCGAUUCCUAACCUGAUAUAAAAAGUAACAUACGGUCGUAACUAUAUCGAAGUUCCGUGUCCUUAUCUUAUAUACUCUGCCUUUUUCCUGCAACAACUCAACUUCUCUGUUGUGCUCCUCUCAUUGAAAGUUCAAAAAUGAUCCGGUUAAUGGUAUUCAAAAGAACAGUUUACGAAAAACAACUUUUCCUGUUCCUGUUCCUGUUUCGGGGUUGAUUUUGUUUCACUGGUAGGCUACAAUGAACAUUAAGACAAGUCCUCUUCUCAAUAACGUUACAUGAAAGAUAUGAAAGCGUGUUCAACGUGAUUUCCCGUUGUGUCAUUGAGAAAGACCACUCGUAUGAUCAUCCCUAUGCUGCUGAGAUGGAGGAGGCGUACACAGAGCUGUACAGGGAGUUCCUCCGACUGCGCUCACUAUGUCUGAAGCAGGCUGCUCUACUCCAGCAACUCACAGAGACACUGAGGAGACAGCGAGGAGAAGCCCCUGUUCCUGAUGGACAACCCAGCGUAAUGGCAUCAAUCCCAGUCCAGUGCACCCAGGAUGGCCUGGGGUCUCUCCUUGCACGGCCAGAACCCCCAAUGGUACCAACACACAACCCUGCUGCACACCGUGGCGGUAUAGUCCUAUCUGGGGCCUUUGGCUCACUCUCUGAUCUCCUGGAGGGGGAUUUGGGCAGACUACGGCUGGACUUUGCUCAUCCAGGGGCAGAAAGGAAUGAGGUCCUCAAAGCCGCCCCCCUCAGGCCUCUGGAUCUACCUGGGGGUAAUAAUGGAGAGGUGGCACCCUCCAGUGUCUCUGGGGACUCGAAGCAAGCAGGUCGAUUUUGGGGUGAUGAUACGACCCGACAAAUGUUCCGGAUGCCCUCGGCGUGUGGCUCCUUCUUGGACAGUGAGUUCCUGAGCCAGACCGGGGGAAUGAUGCUGAUGUCAGAGGUGGCAAUGCAGUCUCAGGUGUGUGACUUCUGCAAUGCUGUGUUCCCUGGCUACACCACCACCAGGGGGGACUUCCUGCGCCAUCUCCACACACACAUCAGCUAAAACUCUGGUUCCACGUUGAUUCAACAUCAUCGCAUAGAUUUUUUGUGGUUGAAAUGACAUGGAAACAAUGUUGAUUCAACAAGUCUUUUCCCAGAGGGUUAUUUUGUUGCCACAGUGAUCAGUAAUUUGCGCCAUGGGUCCUGGUCAAAAGUAGUACACUAUAUCAUAGGGUGCUAUUUGGGAUGCUGCCUUUGUCUUUCACAAUCAACGCAGCGAUGCAAAAGCACACAGCAGAACUCCUCAACGAGCCACCAGAUUGGCAGCUAUAUCUCCCUAUAUUUAGUCUGCUAUCUCAUCAUGGUGGUGGGGGGGUGGGGGGUGCGCAGACUCACAUGGAGUGAAAAGAGGGUGACAUCACAGAUACAGGUGAGUCAUGCAAGCAUCGUUUGUACAGGAUUAGCACUCAGCACAGAACUGGAAGGAACAAACAACUUGACGGCGGUGAUGAUGGUGGUGGUGAUAUUGGGGGGUGAGUGGGAAUGUCUGUUUGGACUUAGUGCUUUUCUAUUAGUUCCCUAAUUGCUGGCAGCAUUCGAAUGACGAAGGCUUAUUCAGCCUUAUCGUACAUUUGACUCUUAUGCUCCGUCAAAAUGGAUAUCCUCAAAAGGAGUGCAACAAAUGGGGCCACAAGAUUUUUCAAACAAUAAAAUAACAUUUAUUGAGAUUUAACAAAAUAAAUAAUUUUCUGUUCAACAUAACAAACUGAGGUUGUUUAAUGCUUGUGAGGCAGGAGGUUACAGUUUAGGUACCUCAUGGUAAUAAUGUGUGCAUCCCAAAUUGCAUUCUAUUUCCUCUAUAGAGCACCACCUUUAACCAGAGCCAUAUGGGCCCUGGUCAAAAGUAGUUCAUUAUAUAGGAUAUUGAAGGCCUUUUGGGAUGCAGAAAAUGAAAUGUCCUUGAUUCACCCUGAUUUCUUAAUCAUCCAAACACCUUUCUUUUCAACAUUCAUACCCAGUAACAUCUGAUGAUGUUUUCUUAAAAAAAAAAAAAAUUAAAUUAUCCAAAACUCCGUUGUCAAAGAAUUUAGUGUUUUAAUAUGACAUACAUACUGUAUAAAAAAAAUAAAACAUUGGGAGAUGAUCAUUUGUCAUUGUUACCUAAGUAAUUGCCUCAAGUAACAGUUAUGCAAAUGAUUGUUGCUUGUAAAUUAUUGUUGCUUGUUUAAGCCUUAAGUUAAAUCAAAGAAUGUUGAGUUCACCAAUAAAUCUAAUCUAAGGGCUCAAUAAUAUUUACAUAUUAACAUCCAAACCCACCUCUCCAAAUGAACAUAGUCUCAGUGGGUGUAAGUGACACUUGCUGCAGUAUUGGGAGGAAAAGGCCUCUGAACCUGAUUAUCGUCUCUGUACACAUAUUUCUGUUUAUCAUCUAACUAUCAAACGGUCAACACUCGAACGAGUGACACUUUGCAAACCAAGCUUUAACGGCAUUGUCAUUACAGAUACUUAUCCUCAUCACAAGUCCUUUCUCAGUUACAACCUUCUGAUAGAAGGAACAAAAAUAGCACCAAAAGUUAGUCAUGAUAUCAACAUUUUGCAUCCAUUGUCCCGGUGGGGGAGGAGGGGAUUAUUGGGAUUAUGUUCAUAGGGGACAAACCUCCCACAGUUGUGUAAGUGUUACUGUAGUCCUGUGGAGAUGUGGCUAAUGCCCUCGGAGGGUUUGGGCACACUAUAUACAGAGGUAAAGUUGUAGAGCACCUGUCUCUCAAUUUCAGUACUGGAGGGCUGUAGUAUUUGCAGGUUUAGGAUGUGUUGCCUCUGCCUGAACCACCCGAUUCAGCCAAUCAUGGGUUCUGUCCCAAAUAGCACCCUAUUCCCGAAAUCAUGCACAGCUUUUGACCAGGGUUCUGAUCAAAAGUAGGGCAUUAUGUAGGGUGCCAUUUAGGAUGCACAUUUGAUUUAGAUUGGAAUUAUUUAUUCCACGUCCCCUCCCCUUCCCUGUACUACUACUGUUAGUGGUUUAAGUACAGAUGGAAAGCCUGCUGAGUUUGGCCCUCCAGGAUUGAAGGUGAUGAGAGGCAGGGUUGUUGAUGGGUUCUCAGGAUGAUGAGUGGUUGGUUUCACUACUUUCCCCCUUGGUCCGAGUCAUCUUUGGUGCUGCCAGGGCUGCUGCUCCUGCACACUGCUACUGAGCUCCUCCUCUCCGCCUUAGCCUCAAAGUCUUGAAUGGGAAAGAUGAGGGCUGUUAGCCUAUAUGCCCGACUGAGACAAUAUGAUGACAAUACAUUAUUACUCCCCCUGAACCUUUGAGUGCUUGCUAUGGUCAACUGUACACCAAUUAAUGCAUACUAGAUUGGUUAGGGUCAUAACUUUUACGAGUACUUCACUUACUCAAAGUAAUAAAACUGGAAAUACAACAACACCAUUCAACUAUGGUAGCAAACUUUAAUAUUUGAAAUGGAAUAUUAAAUGUCAAGGGUUUUGUCUGACAGAAUGAGCCCACCUACAGGCUAAUAGGAUAACACUGUAGAGGGAGUAGGUGCAGUUAAAGUAUAGUCAGAGGAGACGGGUCGUGUUGCGUGAGUGAAACAGAAAAGGAGAAGGAAACCAAGGUGAGUGAUAAGAACAAAGGACGACGGAGGGGAAGUGAGAGGGAGACCGACGUCAUAGAGAGAUGAAAUGGUUGUUUUUCCCCCUCUACUUACUUCUUAAGUAGAGGGAGAGGGAGAAAAAUAAGCCUGUGCCAUUUCCCUGCCCACAGGUUUUUAUUUUUGUUCUCUGUCGCUCGGUGAGUCAAUGCAACGCCCCUCCAAUUACAGCCCACUCCUUCGCCCCCUCUCUCCAUCCAUCCCGCCCUUCAGCCCACAUGCCUAACACACUGUGACGUCAGCCGGUGGCGGAGCGAGGGAGGGGGUCUGUUUCUACCGCCCCACAGCACUUCCUCUGCCCCUCCCGCUAUCAUUCUCUCUUUCUCCCACUCGAUCUCCCUGUAUCUUCUCCACCCUGCCUACUGUGACAGCCUAGUGCUACGGCACAGUAGUUUUAUUCACAUCUGAAUGGCUGUACCUUUAACAUUUUAAUGAUGCGUUAUAAGAUGUGACAGGGUAAAGGGUUAAGUACAAUCAUUUGAAGUGUCAUAAUCAGUUAUUUACAUACGCUACUAGACCUCAUGGCAAUUUGACUGUAUUGACAUCCAUGUCAAUUUUCAGUAUGGUUUGUAGCUGAUAGGCUACCUCCUCCCCUCUCUAUCCCCCAACUAAUUUUCCUUCUUUCUUCUCCAGUCCCAGCUAGUUAGAACUCAGACCUGGCUAGUGGGAGGAAUCACAAUAGAGAUUCUGACUCACUUGGGUUCAAACCGAAGAUCCUUGAAACAGUCUUUAAAUGACGGUAGCAAAACUCUCCGGCCUUUUAGCCCUACCUCAGUUUCUACUUGUUAUCAAUGUAAACGAUACUGGCAACAGGGACAGUAUGUUAAAGUGAUAGUUCACUUCAAAAUUUAAGUUUGUUAAAAAGAUUCAGGCCUCGAAAGUGGUUUAAUAUCAGGAUGAGUCAAUGUGCCAGUCAAUGUCCCACGCCAUCUGUUGCGUAGCUCUAGUGAGAUUUGGCUGUAUGUCUCAAUCUCAAAUUAAUGGGAAAGAUAGGCACCGUUUAAAAACAAUGAAAUGAGACAGUGCAUAUUUCCUAUUCAUUUGAGAUUGAGACGUAGCCGAAUCUACACAACAAAUGUUGUGAGACAGAGUCAUCUCAACAUCACAAAAACCUUUUAGGCCUGAAAAAUUCAGACUAUCACUUUAAGAGUGUUAGUAUGAUAACUCUUGCAUGAUAAUGUUUGUAAGCCAUUAUUCAGAAAGUCACCUGUGGUAUGUGUCCCCUCUGACCUAAGGCUGACCUUGCCAGCACGGUCAUGUGACACCAUCCUAGCCAAUCGCAGCCCCUCAUCCAUGAGCGUUUGUUGCAUGAGAUGGCGAUUCCAGUUGGCAGGUAUGGAGGUGUCGGUGGGGGGGCGGGGUGAUGGAGAUUGGUUGCACUGUGAGCCUACGUCUAAGACAGACAAGGUUAGGUGUGAAUGCCAUUUUGAACCAAUCACAUAUAGCUGCUUCUUGACAAGGCUGAGAUUGCAUCCCAAAUGGUACCCUAUUCCCCAUAGACGGUUUGGUUGAUUAGCAACAAAACCGACACGUGCGCAAC
Messenger RNA from Salvelinus namaycush (lake trout), 5181 nucleotides. RefSeq lists its product as uncharacterized. The record is from RefSeq and is a predicted model, not a curated record. The coding region runs from base 383 to 1057 and encodes 224 amino acids. The transcript is spliced from 4 exons. Lineage: Eukaryota; Metazoa; Chordata; Actinopteri; Salmoniformes; Salmonidae.